Molecule: messenger RNA, 2516 nt
Organism: Meleagris gallopavo (turkey)
Lineage: Eukaryota; Metazoa; Chordata; Aves; Galliformes; Phasianidae
Source: RefSeq, a predicted model, not a curated record
CAGAGGAACUUCUCAGCAUCAUCAGUGAAAUUUCUAACAGGAACAUUUACUAAUGGAACUGAAGGUAAUUGUCCAGUCAAAAAGCAUCCAUCUGAUCAGGAAAUUAUAUCAGACCACAAAGAGAAUGACAUAUCCAAGCUAUCUGUACGUGCCCAGCUUGGCGCUGCAUCACAAAAAUUGCUGAAGAAAGGAAAAAGUAUUCCUGAUGAAUUACUAGUUGACAUCCUAUUGGAAGCCAUUAACCGCACACCACCAGAGAAGGGAUGGAUUUUGGAUGGAUUUCCAAUGACAAUUAACCAGGCAAGGCUAUUUGAAAAAGCCUGUACAGGGAUUGAUACAGAUGAAACGGAAGCAAAAUAUGUGAACUGUGGAAAGCUCUCACUUGUUACAGAUCCUAGAACUCCUAACAAGCCUCCUGUUGCCUUACCUGCAUUUGAUGUUUCUAUAUUAUUGGAUAUUUCAGACACCACAGUAUUGAAACGUGUGGCUAGCUUGAAGUCAGAUAAAUCAAAGCCCUCUCAAAUUGAACAGGAGGACAACAGUCAAAAUUCAGAUGUUGAAAUCAUAGAAGAGAUGACUGACUUAGCAAGGGACCAGGUGCUGCAUAGAAUUUCAGGCUUCCUACACACAUGGCCAAAAUUAGAGAACUGGUUUUCAGACCAUCAAAACACCCUAAUGAAGGUCAAUGCAGAGACAGAAGAAAGUAUUGUAUGCAAAACUGUAAAGGAAAUUCUGAUUGAAGAAAUUGACAAAAAGCGGAAUAAAAGGUCUGUACAAGAAAAAUCACCAGAAGAAAAGGCUUUGCCAGUUAAACCUCAAGAUCUGCUUUCUCCUAUUUCUGUGACACCAUCACUGAUUAAGCCAGGAACAGCUGAAUGGAUUUAUGUAGAUGAGCCACUUCCCAAGGAGAUACCUGAUUUUUUAGUACCUUAUUGGGAAAUGGUAGAAAAUGUGUAUGUGAAUACCACCAAAACUGUACUUAGAUGUCUAAGGGAUGAACAGUACUCCAUGAUAUAUUACUUAGCAGAUAUUAGAAAAAAUUUCCAAGAUUAUUUAAAGCAUCCAGAUCAUAAGCAGGAGUUUGUAUCCCAGUGGCAAUCAGAUUUUAAUUCAAUUUCUGAUGACCUACGGGAAGAUGAGGAAACUAAAGCAGAACUACACCAAAGAAUAACUGACUUAAGAGAUCUUCUCUGGGAUAUCUGUGAUAAAAGAAGAGAAGAAGCAGAGCAGGAACGUUCUGAUAUCAUGAAUGAUGGCUGGUUGCGAGAUCAUAAGGGGAUUGCAAUAAACCAUUUUUUUUCACUUAUGCAGGUUGAAGUGGAUCGUUUCCAAGAUACGAAGAGACUUCUUCAUGACUAUUAUAGAGCAAUGGAAGGAAAAAUCCCAACAGAGGACAGACAAGAUUUUACUAGACUCCCAUUGCUAGAUAUUGUCGAUAAAGAGCAGAAAGAAGAUCAGAAUGAAUCAAGAAGGAUUCCUCUAGUUUCUUAUAAACUGCCUUCACUGGAAACAAAUAUUACCAAGUCAAAAAGCAAGGCAACUCUACUGAAGAAUGUUAAAGAUGAGAAUUUUUCUGAAAAUGUAGUGGUUGCUUUUGGGAAAGAUGAAACUGUUAUUUCUGAUACAUGGCAAACAGCAGUAACAGCAGUAUCAGAUAUGGUAAGAGCAGAAGUACAGUCAAAAGAAGUGAAGGAAGAAGGAGAAAAGCAGCUACAAGUAAAAGAAGAUCUGAAGUCUUCUCACACAGUGUCAAGCAAGUCAACUGGGAAAGAUACCAAAGACACCAAAAAAUCCCCCAAAUCACCUACUAAAAAGAAAGGAUCUUCUUCUACUGCCUCUGCAGCUGAAGGCAGUCCAGUUCCUUUAACCUCUGAAGAACUGAAGAAACAAAAACUGACACUUAAAAUACAGCAAGAAUACUUUGCUGCCCUGAAACAUGAGGAGAAAGCUACAAAAACUCGACUAAAACUUAUAAAAGAAAAAGCUUUAGCAUAUGUUGAAGAGUUAACAAUGAAAGCAGAAGAAACUUAUAAAGAUAUGGAAAAGUGGCUUGGAGCAAGAUUCCUAGCAGAAAUGUCCAGUGUUGAAAAGCUGAUUGAGGUAGGACGGCACCAUAUUGAAAGUUCUAGCAAAAUCCAGUAUGAAAUGAAUUUAGAAGAAACAGAUUUCUUCAUCAGCACUGAUGUAAAAGUGAUUCCUGAUCCUGUUCCUCCACCACAAGUUCCACUAAUAGAGACUUCUGAAAGUAGUACUUUAACUAUUUCACAACUUAACACACUUCGUAAACAUUUUCUACAAGUGGCACCUAAAGGUAGAUAAAAAUUUAUUUUUCACUCCUGAAAAGCUGCUAGUUGUGUAACUGAAAUUUAAAGUAACUGCCAGAACUAAUGCCAAAGAUUAGUCACCUAUAUUGUUAAAGAUCAUACCACUAUAAACAAUUGUGCUACGUUUAGAAGGAAAGCCCCUGUGUAGAAUAGUAAAAUAUGACAUACUAGACCACUUGAAAUCUUUUAGUA